Cadophora gregata is the source of this 1035-nucleotide messenger RNA. RefSeq lists its product as uncharacterized. Lineage: Eukaryota; Fungi; Ascomycota; Leotiomycetes; Helotiales; Ploettnerulaceae. Bases 1 to 1035 code for a protein of 344 amino acids. The transcript has 3 exons. The record is from RefSeq and is a predicted model, not a curated record.
AUGCAGAACUCAUGGAUCCGUGUUCUUUCUCUCGUCUUUCUCUUCUUCUUGGUCGCCUCGCCUGUUGAAUCUUUGCCGCAGAGGAGAAAGAAAGGAGGUGCAGCAAAGGGAGGAGCUGCCACAGGGGCCGCAACUGGUGCUGCAGCUGGAGGAGCUGCUGCCACGAAGAUCACGCAAGCUACUGAUGGAUCAAUGAUUCUGGAUAAGACCGUUCAGAUCAAUGGCCUACCCAUUCGUUACAAGAUCUCUGCACCAGCCGAUCAAUUCACUGCAGCUUCAGGUGUUCCCGGAGGAACCGCAGCCGCCAAUACAACUGGUACGAUGGGUGUCAAUGUUCUUCUCCAUGGUGAUGGUGGCCAAAGUUUCGUGGAUUUCCCCAACCAAGCAGUCCAAAACAAUCUCAUGGGUGUCGUCGUUCUUGCGCCAAAUCAGGAAAGAUUCUGGGGCGGAGGAAAUGGGCUGGACCGAACAGAUGGAGUUGCACAUGCUGCUGCUGUCAAUUCUCUCAUCCAAGACCAGAUGAGCCAAGAUGUCGCCUUCGACCCUACAAAUGUCUUCUUCACUGGUGUAUCCGGGGGAUCGCUCCUCAUGUCUGGAUUCUUUGUUCCUGCUUUCGGUGCACAAUAUAAGACAGGAGUAGUUCUUAACUGUGGUGCAAUGGCUCCUCAGGUUGCCGUUGUGGAUGCCGAUACCAUGGUCACCAGCAUGAAAAUCCACUUCCAGAGCACCAAGGACGAGCUGGCUUUACUCCAGGAUUCUAUUCCACAGUCCAUCACUGCAUAUGAGCAGUUAGCUACCGAUGCAGGUCUGUCUGCAGACCAGAUUGGCGCCCUUCAAACUGUUGACAACACGCCAAAUGGAGGUGGACAUUGCGGCUUCGAUGGCCAAGGAUUCGUUUCAGGUAUCCAGUUGGUUAUGGAUAGCUAUGACAACAUCAUGGGUGCCCAAGCAGACGGAGUCGUCACAGGAAUCGAUAGCAAUGUGUUGACUUCUGUGGUGGGUAACGAAAAUGUUAUUUUCACGAGCGCUACUUGA